Amyelois transitella is the source of this 2978-nucleotide messenger RNA. RefSeq names its product zinc finger and BTB domain-containing protein 11. The record is from RefSeq and is a predicted model, not a curated record. Gene Ontology annotation, molecular function: RNA polymerase II transcription regulatory region sequence-specific DNA binding; zinc ion binding; chromatin insulator sequence binding. The transcript is spliced from 6 exons. Gene Ontology annotation, cellular component: chromosome; nucleus. NCBI's taxonomy places the organism in Eukaryota, Metazoa, Arthropoda, Insecta, Lepidoptera, Pyralidae. The coding region runs from base 209 to 1411 and encodes 400 amino acids. Gene Ontology annotation, biological process: regulation of transcription by RNA polymerase II.
AUGGCCUCGCGGACCGGACGGCUGUCUUCUCUCCGCCUGUUGUUUUCUGUUUUUGUUUAAUUGUUUUCAAUGCUUCUGACAUUUAGAAGUUAUGGGUAUAUGUAACAAUUUAAGACAUUAUGUCCUCUACGUUAAACACACAUUAAGAUUAUUAUACUAGCUAUGUUAUAAGUGAUUACAGUGACACAGUGCUAUUAAAUUGAACUAUAUGAUGGCCGAAAUUUGGAAGAUUGAAAAAGACUUGUGCCGUUGUUGCCAUUCCGAGGGGAUAUAUCAGAAAUUAUCUGAUGUAUUUGAUGUGGGAGAGAGACAAGGAAUCUUUUCAGAUAUAAUUUGGCGAACUUUGGGUAUUAGAAUAACUUCUGUUGAAGAGCCUCUACAUUCCAGCACAUACUCAAUAUGCGACGCCUGCAUUGUGCACUUAAAAGAUGCCACAGUCUUCAAGCUUCAGAUCAGGGAGUGUGAGCGUAUCUUCCAAGACAUGUAUGCAGAAGGAGCCAUUAUUAAAGCGGAAGCACACACGGAAAUAAAACAGGAACCGGAUACAGAUGAACAAUCGAUGGACACCGGCCAUGUCGCUGAUGUCUUCAACAAUGAUGACGAUGAAGCAGCUGGCAAUGAUGAUGUCCACGAUGAUGCCCCUGGUGGUGAUGAAACUGAAUGCGAAUUGAAAAUAGAUAUUGAAUUGUGUAAUGAGCAACCGGAGGCGGAAACCAAGAGGAGGAGCGCCCGCUCCAGGAGAGCGGCGUUGAAAGAUACAAAAACACAGCCGAAGAUCAAAUCUAAGCCAAAAGCUAAGAAAAAGAAUGUGGCACUUGAGAACGGGAGUAAGAAAGGCACCAUGCCUGCGUUUCGCCUUACCGAUGAGGAUUACUGGCGCGACGGCGACGUCUACCAUUGCGCCCGCUGCGACAAAACCUAUACGAAAUUCUUUUCACUCCGCUGCCACGUAAAAAACAAACACUACAAAAUACCGCGUUUCACAUGUCCCUAUUGCGUUGCCAAAUUCAUGACGGCCGCGCCUCUGACUGUACACAAACUGCAAGAACACAAUAUCGACGACAGGUUCAAAUGUAACGCGUGCAAAGGAACGUUCAACACGAAAGUGCAGCUGAGGAAACACAUUAACAACUUUCAUAUGCUAGGCGAGAAACACAAGUGCGAGUUUUGCGACUACGAGUCAUUCAGCUUCGAGGGUUUAUACAAACACAAGGUUAAGCAUAAAACUGUGAAAGACUACCACUGUAGGUUCUGUAGGAAGUCGUUUUUGAGGAAAACCAAUUUGGAUUUGCACGAGAGGAUUCACACGGGCGACAGGAGGAAGAUUUGUAAAGUGUGCAGUCAGGCGUUUGUGCAGAAGGCUAGUCUGAAUUAUCACAUGACGAAGUACCACCCUGAAGUGAAUUUCUGAGCAAUUUUUUUUUUCUAUAAACGAACAAUCACGUCGAGAGAGUGUCCGAAUUGAACAAAUUAUGUCUGUCCGUUCGAAAAUGGAUCUUAAUACUGUAAUAUUAAGGCACACAUUCGUUCACAAUGAACUGAGUUUUGUAUCUGAGGAUUGUGUACUUUAUUGAAAAAAAAAAAUAAGAUUCUUUUUUAAUGUCUUUUAAUUUGACGUACAAAAGUGCGGUCGUCUGAGAAUCUAGUAUGUAUUUUGAAGGAAUUCGUUUAAAAUAAUACGAUGCAGCGACCCAAAAUAUUGUACCAAUAUUAAAAUGUUACUUUUGUUUUAUCGUGAACAUAUAUGCUUUUAAGUUAUAUAAAGAUAUUUUAUUGUAACAAAGACAUUGCAAUACAUAUGAAUUAUAUAUAAAGUAGGAUAUAAGUUAAUUUUGUAAUUUAAAAAUACUUUUUUUUUUAAACAUAGCAAGAGAUAUUAAUAUAUCUUAAAAAUUAUAUAUUUUGAUAGUUACGUUACAAUAAGUUGAUGUAAAUGCCAUUAUGUAAUGUUACAAAAUGUUUGAGUUUUUUUUAAUGAAAUUAAUUGAUUUUUAAGUAGCAAAAAAACGAGCUAAGUGCGAGCCGGACUCGCGUACUUAGGGUUCCGCACCAUCAUCACAUUUGUUACUUAAAUUAAUUUAAUAGUUAAUUAAAAUCGACCAAUAAAUUGUUUAAAAAUAUAUAGAUACGCCAUGCAAUUACUUGGGUUUUUAUAACAACGCCAUCUAGCCUAAACCGGUAGAACUACAACGCUGUCAAUACAUACCACGUUGCAUGUCCACUCCUAAUAAGUUCAGAGAAAUUAAAUCUCGUUUCAUAUCACAAAAAAAUAUCAGACAGGCUGACUCCUUUAUAUACGGGUGUAACUUUAACGUUAUAUCAGUAACAUGUGUUUAUUUGUGCAGACUGACGUUACAUUUUGUAAAAUAAAGUUAUUGUAUUAGAAUUUGUAUCUUGUUUUUUAAAUUAGUGGGCUUGCAAAAAGCAUGCCUUUGUUUUAUCGACCCUACAGCUUAUUCCUACUGGCUUCAGUUCCUGCACUCUCACUUCUCUGGAGAUCCUUGAUUGGGUGAGUCCAGUAUUUUCACGAAGCAAACCCUUAUCUGAACUCCACAACCUUUGCAGGGGAAAAUCUAAACCUUACCCUGGUUUGACAUCCAGUUGCCUGAAUGUGCAGGUUUCCACACGAUAUUUUCCCUCUAGUUUGACAUUCAGUUGCCUGAAUGUGCAGGUUUCCACAUGAUGUUUUCCCUCACCGUGAGCAUCGGUUAGCACUCAAACUAAUGUACUUAACUGAGAAGGGUCAUUUGAACCUGUGUCUCCAUUCGCACUUUUCACGCGUUUCACUCGUCAUGUCACCGAUGCUUUAGCCGCGUUCAACAGUUCCUACUAAUUUGUUGUGCGUAUAUUUUAGGUUCAGAAUGUAUAUUUCCAAAUGUGCUGUAAAGGACGUAAAAUUAUCUUGAUUAUGAAAUAACUUUAUACUCGUAUCAAAGGGUAUUAAGCCCUUAAUAUGUUUUUCUAGUAAACAUUCUCAA